Messenger RNA from Tachyglossus aculeatus (Australian echidna), 1215 nucleotides. RefSeq names its product inositol-trisphosphate 3-kinase A (gene ITPKA). The transcript is spliced from 8 exons. NCBI's taxonomy places the organism in Eukaryota, Metazoa, Chordata, Mammalia, Monotremata, Tachyglossidae. Gene Ontology annotation, molecular function: inositol tetrakisphosphate kinase activity; inositol-1,4,5-trisphosphate 3-kinase activity. The record is from RefSeq and is a predicted model, not a curated record. The coding region runs from base 1 to 1194 and encodes 397 amino acids. Gene Ontology annotation, biological process: inositol phosphate biosynthetic process. Gene Ontology annotation, cellular component: cytoplasm; nucleus.
AUGCCCCUGCCCUCGGGCCCGGCGGGGAUGGAGCUGGAGCGGGCCCCGCGCCGGACGGUGCGGGAGCUGCGCUCCCUGUUCGAGGCCCGCUGUGCUGCCAACAGCCCCGGCCCCCCGUCUCUGGGCCCCGGGCGCGGGGCCCGGGGGCCGAGCGUCCCCCGGCCGACCGUGACGGCGGAGGAGUCCGGCCCGGGCCCGGGGCCCCCGGACGAGCUGCUCGGCCGCGGCGACCGGCGGACCCGGGGCCACGUCCGGCUGGAGGCCGCGCCCCCGCGGGACCCCCGACAGGCAAGAGCCCCUGGGCCCUGGCAGAAGAUUAGGACGAUGGUCAACCUACCGGUCAUCAGCCCCUUCAAGAAACGCCAGCCCUGGGUGCAGCUGGCCGGGCACACAGGGAGCUUCAAGGCGUCCGGGACCAGCGGGCUGAUCCUGAAACGCUGCUCGGAGCCGGAGCGCGACUGUCUGGCGCGGCUGAUGGAGGACGCCCUUCGGGGCUGCGUACCCGCCUUCCACGGGGUCGUGGAGCACGAGGGCGAGACCUACCUGGAGCUUCAGGACCUGCUGGCCGGCUUCGACGCGCCCUGCGUGCUGGACUGCAAGAUGGGGGUCAGGACCUACCUGGAGGAGGAGCUGAGCAAGGCUCGGGAGCGGCCCAAGCUACGCAAGGACAUGUACAAGAAGAUGGUGGCGGUGGACCCCGGGGCCCCGACGGCCCAAGAGCAUGCGCAGCACGCGGUCACCAAGCCCCGCUACAUGCAGUGGAGGGAGAGCAUCAGUUCCAGUACCACCCUGGGCUUCCGGAUCGAGGGCAUCAAGAAAGCCGACGGUUCCUGCAACACCGACUUUAAGACGACCAGGAGCUGGGAACAGGUGGAGCGGGUCUUCACCGAGUUUCUGGACGGGGACGCCGAGGUGCUGGAGCGAUACCUGAGCCGCCUGCGGCAGAUCCGGACCACGCUGGACGUGUCCGAGUUCUUCCGGAGACACGAGGUGAUUGGCAGCUCCCUGCUGUUCGUCCACGACCGGACCCGGCGCGCCGGCGUGUGGCUCAUCGACUUCGGCAAGACCACCCAACUGCCCGGCGGACAGACGCUGGACCACCGACGGCCCUGGGAGGAGGGCAACCGCGAGGACGGCUACCUGCUGGGGCUGGACAAUCUCAUCGGCAUCCUGGCCGGCUUGGCCAAGAGGUGAGGCCGGCCUCGCCCCCGCCGG